AUGGCAAUUGUAACAGCUGCUCAUCUGGCUUGCACUUUCGGCAUUCUUGGAAAUAUUAUGUCCUUCUUGGUGUACUUGGCACCGGUGCCUACAUUUUACAAGAUCUAUAAGAGAAAAUCGACAGAAGAAUUUCAGUCCAUUCCCUAUUCAGUUGCCUUAUUCAGUUCGAUGUUGUAUCUGUAUUAUGCCUUUCUGAAGAAGAAUGUGAUCAUGCUUAUAACCAUCAACAGUGUUGGAUGUGUCUUUGAAGUUGUUUUUCUGACCAUCUUCAUGGUUUACGCAACUCAUCAAUCAAAGAUUUUUACCACAAAGCUUCUCAUCCUAUUCAAUAUAGGAACACUGGGAUUGAUCAUUGGAUGCACAUAUUUUCUAUCAGAAGGGCAUAAGAGAGUGAAUAUUGUUGGAUGGAUCUGUUCAGCCUUUUCUGUCUGUGUUUUCGGUGCUCCUCUUAGUAUUAUGAGGCAAGUGAUAAAGACAAAAAGUGUUGAAUACAUGCCACUUUCUCUCUCGGUAUUUCUCACACUAUGUGCUAUCGUAUGGUUCUUCUAUGGUCUUUUCAUCAAGGAUUACUACAUAGCUGCUCCAAAUGUUGUUGGAUUUGUAUUGGGAAUAUCGCAGACAAUUUUGUAUGCUAUAUACAGGAAGAGAAAGCAACUAAUAAUUCUACCUGAAAUUAAGUUGCAUGAUAUAGCAACUGUCGAAGACCGAAAAUCACAAGAUCGCAUGCAGAAUCCAUCAAAGGUGGAGAUUGCAGAAAUGGUAGAUCACUGUCAAGGACAGGCCCGCAGAGGAACAGACUUUGAAGAUAGCAUCAUAGAAUAUGGUGCAGAAAUUGAGACCACUGUGAUCAUGGUCACAACUCACAUGUAG
Fraxinus pennsylvanica is the source of this 870-nucleotide messenger RNA. NCBI's taxonomy places the organism in Eukaryota, Viridiplantae, Streptophyta, Magnoliopsida, Lamiales, Oleaceae. The record is from the annotation of a GenBank genome assembly.